Molecule: messenger RNA, 1217 nt
Organism: Drosophila montana
Lineage: Eukaryota; Metazoa; Arthropoda; Insecta; Diptera; Drosophilidae
Exons: 5
Coding region: 42-1112 (356 amino acids)
Source: RefSeq, a predicted model, not a curated record
UUUCAGCUCAGUUUCGCGCGACCGCUUUUACUGUAAACAUAAUGUACAUUAUCGCCACAUCCCAAAUGUUGACUUUUAUAGGGCUGCUCGCGUUAAUUGCAGGCGCUGGCAGUGCGGGCUGGCCAAGGAGACGAGCAGAGGGCGAUCUAUGCACCUGGACUACAACAAAUUAUCCCAAGAGCCAUUGUAGGCUAGCCAGAAACUGUCCAACAUUGUCCGUGUAUAUCGAGGAAAAGGUUUUGAAAUUAACUGAAAUACCCAGCUGCGGUUUCAUCAACGCUCGCUCCUCGGAGAUGUUUUGCUGUCCCGAUGAGUUUCACGGCGUGAAAGUCUCAAGCGCUACAUCGGCGCCCACAGACAAUAAUAGACUGAGCUUUAAUCAUCUGGCGUCCCUCGGUUACUAUGCAGAUAACCUAUACGAAAUUGUGUACCGCUGCACGGCGAUUAUCCUGUCGCCGACCCAAUUGCUGGCGACAACCAAAUGCCUGGGCGCAAAAAUAUAUGAGAAGCCCAACAGAGUCCUAGUGGGUGUUACAGACCCAAGGAUCUCCCUUGGUUCGGAGCUAGAGUUUGAGCUUACGGCAAACGUCCACUAUAAGAACGAUCUGGCGGUCUUCAAGCUUUUCAGCUCGAUUGAUCUAAGUCAACAAAAAAUGGCAAAUGUGAGCUUGGCUACGAUUUGUAAUAAGACCGAGCUGGAGGGAGAUCCAAAGUUAUACGCCGUGGGCUUUGCUCAGAAUCAUGACUCCAAUUGCGCCCUGUUCAAGACGCGCCUUGAGAGAUUCAACGACUGCACCAAAGUGGAGCUCAAGCGUCAGGUGUCAGGCAUCGAUACAUCCAGGACGCAUAUGUGCUUGGUGCCACAGCCGAACGCUUCCCAUGGCGGCCAGGGCGAUGGCUGCACCAAAUGCCUGACGGCCAGCACCAGUGUGCUCCAUGUGGAGCGAGCGGACGGCAGUUUCUGUGUGGCGGGCAUUGCCACGCCCACCACCAACGAUUGCAUCGUGAACAGCGAUCCGAUUUAUUACACCAGAAUCGUGGGCAGGGGCGGCGAAGAAGAACUGCCCAGAAUCCAGGCGGGAAAUGCAAGAGUCACCUUUCGGACAAGUUAAAAUUAAACGGAAUUUCUUUAUCACAUUUUAUAAAUAAAUAUUUUUGUUUCCGAUAUUCGAUUACUUGCCCCGUUUCCAAGUAAUCGAUAAAAAUCGAUAUCGAAA